Galdieria sulphuraria is the source of this 559-nucleotide messenger RNA. RefSeq names its product [pt] C-phycocyanin alpha chain. The transcript has a single exon. Gene Ontology annotation, biological process: photosynthesis. Gene Ontology annotation, cellular component: phycobilisome. The coding region runs from base 3 to 491 and encodes 162 amino acids. Lineage: Eukaryota; Rhodophyta; Bangiophyceae; Galdieriales; Galdieriaceae. The record is from RefSeq and is a predicted model, not a curated record.
CAAUGAAAACUCCAAUUACAGAAGCAAUAGCAGCUGCCGAUAAUCAAGGUCGUUUUUUGAGCAAUACUGAAUUACAAGCAGUAAAUGGUAGAUAUCAAAGAGCUGCUGCAAGUUUAGAAGCUGCUCGCUCAUUAACAAGCAAUGCACAAAGAUUAAUUAAUGGAGCAGCUCAAGCUGUUUAUAGUAAAUUUCCAUAUACAUCACAAAUGCCUGGCCCUCAAUAUGCAUCAAGUGCAGUUGGAAAAGCUAAAUGUGCUAGAGACAUAGGUUAUUAUCUACGUAUGGUAACUUAUUGUUUAGUAGUUGGUGGAACUGGCCCAAUGGAUGAAUAUUUAAUUGCAGGUUUAGAGGAAAUAAACCGUACUUUUGAUUUAUCUCCUAGUUGGUAUGUAGAAGCUUUAAAUUAUGUUAAAUCCAAUCAUGGACUAUCUGGUCAAGCAGCAAAUGAAGCUAACACUUAUAUAGAUUAUGCUAUUAAUGCAUUAAGCUAAUUAAUCAUAAAAAAAGAUGAGAGAAUAACAAAUAAAUUAUUAGAUAUAAUAUAAUUUAAUUAUAUCUA